Hirsutella rhossiliensis is the source of this 2178-nucleotide messenger RNA. Its product is annotated as FHA domain-containing protein. The record is from RefSeq and is a predicted model, not a curated record. The transcript has 3 exons. NCBI's taxonomy places the organism in Eukaryota, Fungi, Ascomycota, Sordariomycetes, Hypocreales, Ophiocordycipitaceae. The coding region runs from base 1 to 2178 and encodes 725 amino acids. Gene Ontology annotation, cellular component: cytoplasm. Gene Ontology annotation, molecular function: protein binding.
AUGACCGCUGUGGCGAGUCCCCCGACCUUUCCUCAGAUUUCCCGAACAGCAUGGGGGACAAUGAGCAGCAACAGCCUCAUGAACCCCGACGAAUUUAGACCAAUGUUCGCGCCUCGCAAGCAGCUCUCGCGGUCAAACUCGUCGUCUUCCAUCUCGUCCACCUCGUCAAGCACAACCAUUGCCACAAACGGCUCGCAGUCCAAUGGCACGCCGCUCUCUGCCGCCUCGGACCUGAGCCAAUGGUCCGGCAACACUGGCCCACGCAAGCGACCGCAACCCAGGGCCCCUUGGCCCAUCGCCAAGGCCGACAUGCAGCCAGACUUUUCGAGGCUCCCGUCCAACCGCCCAAACAGCAUGGUGGCCCAUCAGAAUCCCUUGCAACAGGGUCCGGGCCAGCCGCAGAUGGCACCGCAUGCUGGGAUGAGGCCCAUGCCCCACGAGCAGUUCUCCCCUGGCCAGCCCGUCCUCUAUCUCCUCUCGCUCAACGGCACGUUCGAGCGAAAGACAAUUGCAGUGCCCUUUGCCCCCGACAGCCUGCGGAUCGGUCGACAGACCAACCAGAAGACGGUGCCGACGCCCACUAACGGUUUCUUCGACAGCAAGGUGCUGUCCAGACAGCACGCCGAGAUCUACGCCGAACGUAACGGCAAAAUCUAUAUUCGCGACGUCAAGUCGUCCAAUGGCACCUUUGUCAACGGCACCCGCCUCUCGCAGGAGAACCGAGAGUCGGAGCCGCACGAGCUGCAGACGGCCGACCACCUCGAGCUCGGCAUCGACAUUGUCAGCGAAGAUCAAAAGACGGUCGUCCACCACAAGGUGGCGGCCAAGGUCGAGCACGCCGGCUUCUUGAGUAACACUAACAACGUCUUGGAUAUGAACUUUGGCGACCUGGACCCGGCCAACGGCACCAUGAUGGUUCCCAAUGGGCCCGUUCAUAUGCGCGGCAGGACCGGCAGUAAUGCGUCCAUGGGCAACAACGGGGGGCGCAUGAUGCCCAACGGCGGCGCCAUGGCGGCCCAGUUCAAUAGCAUGGCGCAGCAGCGGCCCUUCUUCCUGUCACCCAUCGCCACGGAUCAGAUUCUGAAACGGCUGGCGACCGAGAUGCGCAACGCUCGACUGCAAGCCCAAGACUUGAACCGAACGAACCAGUUCGUCAAUACGCUGCUGUCCAAAGACGAUGUGAAGGACCUCGAGAAGCCCGAUGUGCCAGAGCCCUCGAAACCUCAGCACGUGGUGAACGGGAGCAUCUCGUUCCGAUCCGACCACAAAGCUCGUUUCUCCGAUCCUCCUGCGCCACCUCCACAACAGCCCCUCCCCGAGAAACCCGACGUACCAUCCAUGAAGCGCGGCUCCGUCGAUCGGUCCAAGUCGGGGCCGCUGCAUCCGGGGCCGGCUCGGCAGGAUAAUGUGAACCAGAUCAUCCAGCUGACGGAAGCACUUAACAAUGCGAGGCGGGACAUGGACACGCAGUCUGCGCGCAUGCGCGAACUCGAGGCCAUGCUUCAAAAGGAGCGGGAGGCGCGAGAGCUGGCCGAGGAACUGGCCAGGCGGCUUGAGGGACCCGCAAACGCCCAGAUGAACGGCUCAGCUAAAGCAGCCACCGGGGGGUCCGUCAGUGACGCCCUCGAAGCUUUACACGAGGACGCAAAGGCCCAUGAGUCGACAGCUUCUCUUCAGUCCCGCAUCGAUACCAUGGACGAGCAUAUGCGAAACCUCCGAGAGCAGCUGGACAAGUGGAAGCAACGGUGCGAAUAUGCAGAGACGGAACGCGACGAGAGCCGGAGGACGUUGGCAGACAUGGUGGUGCAACUGAGAGCCAAGGAGGCGAAGCGAGUCUCGUCCCAGGCUCCGGGGCGCUCACGAUCAAGGAGAAGCCGUUCUCGACGGCGAGAAGUGCACGCGGAUGAGGGCGCAUCUCUCAGGCCAAGUGAUCCGGAGCACGCAUCUGGGCCAGCGCCGUCGGCUGGAGCGGUUUCCAACGAGGCCGAGGACGAUGCGAUGCUGUCAAGGGCCAACACCAUCACGCCAGCCUCUUCACGCAGAGAGAUACUGGGGCAAGGCCAACAUCUGCAGGCCGGGCUCCCGUACGCGUCUAUGCUCGGGGUGGUGCUGAUGGGAAUGGGCUUGAUGGCUUAUAUAAACGGCUGGCAGCCCCCUCCGCCGCGACUGGAAAGAUGA